GGCUUUCGACGUGCUCUCAUAGCGCCCUUUUUAAAAGGGAAGAGAGAGGAAAUAAAUCUCUUUCCACUUUUGCGUUCCGCGAAAAAGCGAGCCAAUGCGCCGGAGCCGCAGUCGCCGUCGUUGUCUCUGCGCAGCUUCCUUGCCCAUAUCUGAUUCCUCUUGAACCGAGGUUUGAAUUAACCUGUACUUGCGAGCUCCGGUGCAGUUCUUCUAUCUUCUUCUCACGCGUGUGAGGAUCCCUGUACCUGUGUCAGUGAAUCGACAAAAAUAGAAACCACAGAAGAGACACCAUGUCGGACAACAUGGAGCUCAAGGACGCGGCCACCACGGGCGUAUCGUACGGCACAGUCGAGUCCACACUGGUGAACCGACGCAAGGGAGCCUUCAAGAGCGUCUGGGACGAUGACAGCGACUCAGACUCUGCAGACGAGGACAACGACAAGGAUAAGAAGCCGCGCAUAAGGUUCGUGUUCCGGUGGAGCGACCUCAUCAUCAUCCUGGUGUACCUGGCGGUGUCGGCCAUCGGGCUGUACUUCGCCCUGAGCCGCAUGCUUCCGCAGGCGGAGAAGCUGCGGCUCGCCUUCUACAACACCACCAUCCCCGAGGGACCCACGCCGCUGGUGCGCGUCCCAGCGCCGCCCAUGGUGCUCGCGUGGGACGACCCACCCUGUAGACAGCUCGCCCGAGACCUACUGGACACAGGGGGCAACGCCAUGGAUGCCGCCAUUGCCCUGAGUGUGUGCAACGUGGCUCUAAGGCCGCAGGCGUGGAGCUUGGGCGGCGGACUUGUCAUGCUCGUCUACAACAGGACGACCAGGCAGGCUCACGUGAUCGACGCGCUGUCGUCGACCCCGAAGAACCUCUCCGCAGAAGAGUUCCAGAAGAAGCAGAGCAGCGGUUGGAAAGAGGCGGAGACGCUGGGAGUGCCAGGAGCCCUGGCUGGGCUGGAGCUGGCCAACAAGAGGUUCGGCCGGCUUGCCUGGCACUACAAGCUGGAUCCGGUGGCCGACCUCUGCGAGCAGGGCUUCAACGUCACCGAGUCCCUGGGACGCGUCCUGUCCGGAAAGAGCGGGGACCUCUGGAACCACCCAGAUCUGAGGGUGGAGUUCGUGCGCGAGGGAAACAAGGACGAGCUGCUGCGCGAAGGAGAGACCCUGAGGCGACAGUCGCUGUCCGAGACGCUGCGCCGCGUGGCCAAACUGGGCGCCAAGGAGUUCUACGCUGGCGUCAUCGCCAAGCUCGUGCUGCGGGACAUCGCAGCCGCAGGAGGCUUGCUGACCGCCGAGGACUUGGCUUCGUACGAGGCGCACGAGUACGACGCCGCGAACGUGUCGUGCGGCAGCGGCUCGUGGCUGCUCACUUCGGCCGCGCCCAGCGGCGGGCCCGCCUUGGCCAUGGCCGGGUCCCUGCUGCGCACCCUUGGUCCCCUGAUGCGCGCACAGGAGCUGCCCGCACAGUUCCGCACGCUCGUCGAGGUGUUCAAGCAGAGCCUGGGCCGCCGGCUGGACGCCACGGUCGCCUACUACGACGGCGCCCAGAGCGGAGUAGCGAGCAGCAUAAUCGACGGAGAGCUGCUAGAACCUCUACCCGUUGACGUCAGCCAUGCACUCGGCGACCCUGGUGUGCCGGAAGCAGUGGCUGUGGUCGACAACGCGGGGGACAUCGUCGUCAUCGCCAGUGAACUUCACGGAGUGUUCGGCUCGCACUUCCUGUCCAACUCGACGGGUGUGAUAUUCAACGGCGCCCUGAGGGAGUUCCCCGCGGCCAGCGGUGGCGAGGAGGAGAGCGCCCUGUUCCGACCAGGGGCGAGAGUGCCCAGCCCGGCGGCGCCCGCGCUGGUGGUCGACGACGCCGGUGACAUCCGACUGCUCUUCACCGCUGACGGACCGGGCAACCAGACUCUCACGGCGGCCAUGCAGUUCCUGUGGCGGGCGCUGCACACCAACGUGACCCUAAAGCAGGCCAUCGACGCCCCGAGGCUGCACCAUCCUCUCGUGCCGGACGUCCUGUACGCCGAGUACAAAUUCCCAGGGGUGAUCCUCCAGAAGCUGCACACCAUGGGCUACCAGCUGGAGACGCUGCGCACCAACUCAUCGCUCAGGGGCGUGCAGCGAGACAAUGGCACCUAUUUGCUCAAUCAGGACUACAGAAUAGUCUUCUGAACGCGUAGUUUCACGGGGGCCUACUGGAGAGUAAUCUGGGGCUACAGUCGCCAGUGAUGGGAAGUGCCUAUGGGUUUCGGAGUGAGGCCUAAUUGACUUGCGCACUGUGCUGGGAAUCCAAUCCUCCUGCUCAAUGUGUUCAGCAUGCUUUUUUUCUCGCUAUAUAUGCUUCGCAGCCGUUAUAGCUUUCUUGGUAUUGCGCUGUCGCCUGGUGGUUGUGCAUGCAUUUUAUGACUGCAAGUAUCCUUUCACAGGAAAACUGCUUGAUGGCGCUGCUAUCACUUCUAAAAAAACGAAUGUGCAAUUAACAAGUUAGUCCUUAUUCACAUCUGUAAAAAUCGGCGCUGCGUAACACACUGAACGAAGAAAGGAAUGAAGAGGCGAAGUGCCAAGCUCUAUAUAGUAUACACAUUCAGCUUUCGGACUUAAGGCGCACGGAAUGUACCACUCAUCGCUUCUCCCGUUGUUUUCUCAUCCUCCUUGUUCAUUGCGUGGUACAUACGUAGUCGCCACCACCGCGUAAGGAAAUCGGUGAACGUAUAGCAAAUUUUUCUUUAACUUUUUCAAGCUAACAGAGUUGCAUGAGCAAAUGCACACGGCCUGGAGAAGUCGCCUUAACGUUAGCGCCGGUAAAUACGCGCUUCGGGUGGCAAUUUCUACACGAAAAAAAAAAAAAAACCCUGUUUCAUUAAGAGCUUUCUUUUCCUUUCUUUUUUCUUUCGGGGUGGGGGGUUCCUGUCCAGAAAGGAACGCUUACCCAGUCAUAAGAAAUUACGGGCAAAGCCCUAAUAAGUCAAGCCCGAUGAUCACUCGUGUUUUCGAUCGUUUCCGUACAAAGUAAACGGCUAUUGAAGAACUCCUUGUAACUCAAUGUUAGCAUGAGAAUGUAUCGAGCGAUGCACAACGCUGCACAAAGUGCUGUCACCGUAUUAGUAUACUUGGCUCGGGCGCGCGUUUAGGUUGUGUAUUGUUCCGCUGUUGGAGGUAAGCCUCAGCACAAAACGUCGGCCUCUCAUAGCAAAGAACAAACCUGUUACUUACAGACUGGCCCUCUUCCUACGCACAAGAACCAAUAAGAAAGAUCAGCACGGGUGGCGACUUGUGCUGAUGGCAACGCGUGCGGCGCUGCAGCCAAGCCGACAAGCGGGAGUGCCGAAUCGCUCUUGAAUUAGCUUGGUUGGCUCGCGAUGUGCUCGUCGCUGAUGGGUUAAUUUAUUCGUCAGCAGAGGGUUGCUUGAUCCGGGGACAACUGAAGUCCCUAUAUAAGAAAAGUACCGCCAUCCUUUGAUCAACGCCGCUUCUCUCUCUCUCUCCUGUAUCUCCGAUUGGACGAUGAUAGCGCGCGCUUUCACUUCUUUAUAUUCUGUUGUUUUUUUUUUUUUUUUCCCCGCCUCAGAGCCAUGUUGAAAGUCCUCUGCGCAGCCGCUCUGCCGGCGGCGGCGGCGGCGCGCGCCCGGCCAGAAAGCUUCAACGCGGACUUUCUAGGGGCGCAACCGUCGACUUGCUUUCGCAAGCAAAAAGUAAAGAAAAAAAAAACAAGCGCUUUAGGAGAGGAGAUGGCGGAGGAAAGAGUAGAUGGCGCUACUUUUACUAUAUUGACCCUUUUCGUGGCGCUCCCAUGGGCGCUGCCAUGUUUGAUCACGUGGUGACGCGUCCAUUGCUUGCCUCAGCUGCCUCCGUGUUUACAAUGCAAGCGUGUGACGCCGGUGCGGCGCAGAGAACCUCUGUUUCAACGCAUAUAGUAGACGUUGACUGUGUGCACGACACGAAGCUUUGGCCACAACUUUAGAGGACAUGUAAAUGCUUUCAGAGCUCAUUACGCCUUGUCCAACCGGCGCGAGCAGCGUAUACGGUGCUUGUACUAAAAGCGGCGCUAGAAAUUUAUUCCAAGCUGUCCAAACUUUCCGCUUAUGAAUUAAACCGGGAUCAAUGUGCUCUUCGUUCUUUAUUUGCAAACAUUUUGAAGCAGCGGCUUGUCAUGUUUCUGACUCAGUAAAGUUCCUCGGUUCCUCGGUGCGGCCACUAUCUCAUUGUUUAUUUUCAGCCUAAUCGCUUGGCGAAUGUGCUCUGCUGCGAUAAGUUUGUUCUUGCUGCUCAUAAAGCUUGGAAUGUAAACGUUCUGUACUUUGCGGUAGCUUGUAGCAAAGACGUAUUAUCGCUAGUCCCUCGCUUAGUCUGUGGACCGUCACGAAACGUUGAGCUUCGAACAUUCGUGUGCUGUCGGUGUAGUCGCCGUCAUUCAUGCUUCGGCACAUUGAAGUGUGCACCCAUUCACUUAUUAUUGAUACGUUGGCGAUAGGGUAGGCGUAAGUUUGAGUGCGAGUAGGGGUGGAUGAGUGUAGAUAACGUGCCAGAAACUUACUGUGUCAGUAAGGGGCGCUAGUUCUUUUUGUAACGAGCAGUACUUACCCUUAAGUUCAGACGUUCUGGAGUUGAAGUCCUUUCUUUGGAGGUUAGCUAUACAGCGCUGGCGGAUUAAUUAUAAUUUUUUUAUCCUCGUGGAAAGCCGUGCAUCGCGAAGGGUCGGCAACACAGGCAGUUCUUAUGUAGCAGUGGCGACACAGGUUGAUUCCAUGCGAAUCACUAAUUUUGCAGCGACCUACCACACACGUCUUCUCAUUUUGCAGCAUGAAUUGGGCACAGUGCAUUAGCGAAUACCUGUUUGCAUUUCCGACAACUGAUCGCACAGUAGCAGGCCAGAAGCAGUAACGGUUUCGAUUUCGUGCGCAUUGGCCGAGGCUAGGUAUGGCGCGCCGCCGAAAGCGCCAUCUCGUUCCUCUAGAGCAAACUGCUCCGCGAAAAGGGUCAAUAGGGACUUUAGGGACAACAGGUCAGGCUUCAGACAGCGCACGUUCCAUUCUUUCGAGUGGUGAUAAACGGUCGACCGAGCUAUACCAAGGCCGAAGAGAGGCAACAACCCGGUAUUCUCGUUAUCUGCGCCUUAGUGGAACUGCAACGCCGCGCGCCACGAUUCGUACCUCGUGGUGCCAUUCAGGACGCUGUGGAAAUCGCCAUCUGUUGAUAGGCUCACCAGGCGGCUACGCCCUGCCCUGCCUGUUUGUCUCAACAUACAAACAUGACGAAAUUCGAUAACAAGACCGAAAUUGACCCAGCGUCCAGAAUAGCAACGCUGUUCACGUGGUGUGAAUUGGGCCACCUUGCAAUAUUAUACUUUUCUGGCGGAUGGAGGAGGAUGGAAGUGGGGGGAGGGGGGGGGGGGUUACUGGCGACUGUACUGUACCUUAAUGUGUCUAAGGCGAUUAGAGGCCUAUUACAGGCAACGAGCGUGGCCCAGCUGUAUGGUGUGUGCUAGAGCGAGUGCAUAGUGAAGCAGUUUUUAAACGUCGUUAAUGUGUUUUAUGUUUUACGACAGAGUUGAAAAAAAUAACUGCGUAUGACAGUAAAGCUUUGGCGUACCACAGAAAGCCCAGCGCAGCUGAAAAUACCAGUUAAAAAUGUUUAUGAGUUUACUUUGUGAAUUUAGGCUGUUUUGUUGUAGCAUAUACUGUCAUUUCCAUGAAACAUUGUCCUUACUUUGUGAAGUUGUUCACUGAACGCAAUGUAAAGAAGUAUUUGCGUGUUGAUAUAUAUCUAUGUACCUAUAUAAUCAUCACUUGCUGUCCAGCUGAUGUUGUAACCGCGCAUUUAUCAAUUCUGUAGGCGUUAAUAAUUUGCUAAACUGCACCCAUCAAUAACACGUGCCUUAAAUAUGUGACGCGGAUUUGUUGCUUUUGCAAUACGUUUUCGGGGGAAAUCAGUAUGAAGCCUACAAUGGUGGAGUUAUCGUGAUCGUCCGGCUGUAUACGUAGGCACGCUAUAGGGAGAAAUAUCGGCUCACUGAAGUUCGUACAGCCAUGCGCCGAUGUGGUCAUUUGAGCAUUACUAUUAUGGUUUCGGAAAAGCCUAUGACGACGGUCGCCCGCUAAGCAGUGAGUGAAAGUUUAAUGUAGAAACUAUACGGUUCUUGGACGAAACUUAAAAUGAACAUAAGAUGUAUCGUGUUAAACGUAAGUUUCGUUUAUGCGACAUUUUUUUUUUAAUCGCUUCAAAAAACGAGAAGUUCUGCUAACGCAACCGCGCGUGGAGCAGACAUUUCAAAGACGGGCGAAGUAUUUCAGCCGCCUCUGUCCCUGACGUGGUCGUGUCGCUGAUUGUUGGCCUUUCCUUCCGAGACGAAAUCGCUGCCACGAAAAACGAGGCGGGCAAGCACGCUUCCGUGCAUUCGCUGCUCGCGUCUGUGCCAGUCGCAGGUGUUUGACACCACCUCUAAACUCGCUUAUGGCCCAGUAUUCCUGACUUGAAGCCAUCGGUAGCCUUUGAGGUUUUAGUACAUAUACAGGAUAAUAGCUAUACAAAGGCACCAGCGACGAGUUCGCUGAAUGAGAUUUGUCAUUUUGUUCCUACUGGCACUAUUCUUUGUCGUUGCUUUACGUUAGUCUUUGUAGCAUGUCAGCAUGUUUUUUCUUUCCUCUUUAGUUCUCUUCUCUUAUCUUCAACUUUGGUUUCUAUACCUAUCCUUCCUAAAACAGGCGUUGUGCCCCUCUCGGCGGCGGUUGCCAGCAGAUGGAGCAACGACAGUACUAAUUUUUCUUGUUCCGGAAAUCUUAUAGUUGCGAAAUUAGCGUGCCCCCAUCUUGCAACGCGGUGACUUGGACUCGGUGUUCACACUCGAACAAAUCGCCACGGUGGUUCCGUUUAACUGACGGGGAGAUAAAAAUAGCAAUUUCACAAAUGCUACAAUACUGCUGUUAAUAAUAUUUAGAGGAAGAAGAGUCUGGAUCGGACAACACCACAGUUGUUAGCUUCUCUUUAUUUUAGAAAAUUAUUUCGUAUAUUUUCUACAACCGCCCGAUUCAUGGCCUACCCUCCGUGAUGGGUUGCGCCAUAACGCAUAUGAUAAACCAACCAACCCAAGCAGCAAAUGCGAUACUGAAAGAUGUGCGGCAAGAGUGCGCAUAUGGAAUAACAUUAGGGCACUUCGAGGGCGGCGUUAUUAGAGGUGGAGACCGUCCUUAAUUGCGAGUAGAUAUCGUACAAGAACUGCAUGUUUCUCGCGAACGAAGGCUUUCCUGUUGUUACGAGCCUGUGUCGCACAUUUUUGUGUCAAAGCUCAUCGGGGAAUGAAAGGGGAAACAAAGUCAGCGCCACCGUCUGAGGGUGACGGAUCCGGUAACAUACAUUUUCAUACCAUUAUUGUAAAGACGCUGCAAUCAACAGGACAUUUGUUUGUACGUACCGCACUGACGUCACAGGAGAGGGAGGCGGCGGGAAUUCGUUUUGCAAAGUUAUUUUAACAUACAUGCGCUGUAUUUAGAGUACCGUGAUGUACGAAACGUUGCAGCGAUUUGCGUUGCUCCAAGAUGCCAGGAACCACAACGGCGCAUGCGCAGAUGGCCACUGUAGUCGGCGCAUCAGCGCAACGAAUUAGCCAAUUAUGCAUUGAACUAAAGCAAAGCGUCCUAAUGCCAGAGCGCGCUGAAUGACAUUUCGGCGAACACUGAAGUACGCCUGGGAGCAGUAAUGCGACUCUACUUAAGGACAUUACAAUAAAUAAGGCAGCUAUCACAGAAGAGUGGCUCAUGGAGCAUAUCUCGAGAUUUGUAGACUGACAGAUCCGUGCAAGCCAACGAACAAAAAUGUAUAAGAAAAAAAAAAGUUAAAUGAUGGCUCCAGGUUGGUACAAGCGUGUACAUAUGAUAUUAAUUGUGCUUAAUGUACACUUAAAUAACUAUAAAUUAGAGUUAAGAGCAGUUUUUAUCAAAUCAAAGUGGAAUCAUGUUUAAUACGUACUGAAAACAUUAGUUUGCCGAAUUUGCUAAUAAUUAUGUUAUUGUGUACUAUACCAGCUAAGAACAUAUAUGUAGCCAGAUUUCCGGUUUAUUAUCUAAGUAUUGCAUAUUAUUGUGUAUUUGCCCAAAGUUAUUAAUAAAUGGUUAUAUGGCCA
Dermacentor silvarum is the source of this 8106-nucleotide messenger RNA. Its product is annotated as scoloptoxin SSD14. NCBI's taxonomy places the organism in Eukaryota, Metazoa, Arthropoda, Arachnida, Ixodida, Ixodidae. Gene Ontology annotation, molecular function: glutathione gamma-glutamate hydrolase. The coding region runs from base 291 to 2162 and encodes 623 amino acids. Gene Ontology annotation, cellular component: plasma membrane. The record is from RefSeq and is a predicted model, not a curated record. The transcript has 11 exons. Gene Ontology annotation, biological process: glutathione catabolic process.